Drosophila santomea is the source of this 1710-nucleotide messenger RNA. It is a transcript of the gene Ugt37B1, whose product is annotated as UDP-glycosyltransferase UGT5. The record is from RefSeq and is a predicted model, not a curated record. The coding region runs from base 6 to 1619 and encodes 537 amino acids. Lineage: Eukaryota; Metazoa; Arthropoda; Insecta; Diptera; Drosophilidae. Gene Ontology annotation, molecular function: UDP-glycosyltransferase activity. The transcript has 2 exons.
GUCAAAUGGUUGGAAUUUCGAGGUGCCUCGCCCUCCAGAUAGUGCUUCUGAUUGCCGGAGCACAUGGAGCUAACAUUCUGGGUCUGUUCACCAGCCUGAGUCCGUCGCAUUUGGUCAUCCAAAUGUCGAUGGCUCGGAUACUGGCCGAGCAAGGCCACAACAUGACUGUUGUGACGGUUCUAAAACCGCCGUCCUUACACAAGAACAUCAAUCACAUUCUGGUGCCAAUGAAUGAGGAUACCCUCAACGCAUUCAGUUCUCUGGUCGGCGGCAUGUCGAAAACGGACAACAGCAAUGCGAUUGUGUCUAUGUUUCGAUCGCUAAAAGUGAUAAGCGAGUCGUUCUCCAAGAUGGGCGAUGUGAUGAAGCAGCCGUUGAUCAGAGAUCUCUACGAGCACGCGGAUAACAAGUUCGAUUUGGUCUUGAUGGGCUACUUUAUGAACAGUUAUCAACUGGCCGUGGCCCACAAGCUGAAGGUUCCUGUGGUGGUGGCCGUUUCGAACCCACCAUCCUUCUUGGGAUACGUGCUGGGAAACCCUUCGGAAGUCUCCUAUGUGCCGCCAAUGAACAUGGUCAUUGAAAGUGGCCAAUCCCUGGGCUUUGGACGCCGUGCGCUCAACCUGUUGGGAAGCUUGGCAAUUCGGCUGUUCAUGUUCGUCAUUGAGUUGAAGAAUACCAAGAUCUACAGGGAGAUCUAUGGCAACGACCCCACACUGCCCAGCUAUGAGGACUUGAACAAAAACAUUUCGCUCAUCUUCUUCGCCUCGCACGGCAUCAGCGAGGGACCCAUCCGACCCAAUGUACCAGCUGUAAUCGAAGUCGGUGGCAUACAGGUCAAGGAACAGCCGGAUGCGUUGCCAGAAAACAUGGAGAAGUUCCUGGGCGAAGCUCCACAAGGAGCUAUUCUACUCAGCCUGGGCUCCAACCUGAAGCAGGAUCACCUGAGCGCCGACACGUUGCAGAAAAUGUACAAUGUCCUCUCCAAGCUGCAGCAGAAGGUGAUCUGGAAGUGUGACGAUUUGGAGAACGUGCCGGGCAGGUCGGAAAACAUACUCUACUCCAAGUGGGUGCCCCAGGACGACGUCCUGGCACAUCCGAACCUAACGCUCUUCAUCACCCAUGCGGGAAAGGGCGGCAUCACGGAGGCCCAGUACCAUGGAAAACCCAUGUUGGCCCUGCCAGUUUUCGGAGACCAGCCCGCCAAUGCCGAUGCCAUGGUGCGGCAGGGCUUUGGACUGAAGCAAAGCCUGCUCACCCUGGAGGAGGACAGCUUCCUUCAGGGCAUUCGGGAGGUUCUCGAGAAUCCCAAGUACGCCACUGCCGUAAAGUCCUUCUCCACGCUCUAUCGAGAUCGACCCAUGAGUGCUAGAAUGAGCCUGAUCUACUGGGUGGAGUACGUGAUGCGCUACCAUGGAGCAGCGCACAUCCAGAGUCCUGUGGUGCACAUGAGCUACAUAGCAGCCCAUAACCUGGACGUCUAUGCUGUCAUCCUGGCAACUAUUGUUGCGCUCUGCUUUAUUACUAAAUUAGUUUUUGGUUUAGUGUUUAGAAAACUUAGACAGAGUUCUGGAAAGUCAAAAGUAAAUCAGCAACGAAAGCUCAAGAAAAAACAGAGCUAGUACUGCAAACUAUGUAUUUAUAGAUAAAAACUUGCCCAACUCCUGCCAAAUAGUUACUAAGCGAGCAAGAAUAAAAACAAAUCAAUUGAAU